GUGUAGAAAGAGGGAGAGGACUACCCUUCUGUAUAAAAGCAGCUCUCUUCUCCGAUUCUGAGGGUUAACCAAAACACACACACAAACGAGAACCCUUUUUCUCUCUACUCUCUUGGCUUUGGGCCUCAUUCUCGUACACAUAAACCCUUUACUCUCUUUCUUGAUUUUCAAUUUACUUUGAUGUUUAUGAAUCCCUUGUUUAUCUCUACACAACCAGUAUAAAGGAGUGUAGAGGAGUAGAAGAGGAGUGGCUGUGAAAUCUUAUGGCGGGUACCCUAAGAUCGAGCUUGCCGUCGAGGUUACGGCAACUUUUAUCCGGUGAAGGACCUAUCGGUCCGAAUGUUAAACUUGACUCUGAGACUCCUCCAAAAGUGAAAGCAUUCAUUGACAAGGUGAUUCAGUGUCCAUUGCAAGACAUAGCAAUCCCUCUCUCUGGUUUUCACUGGGAGUAUGGCAAGGGAAAUUUUCAUCAUUGGAGGCCUCUGUUUAUGCAUUUUGAUACAUACUUCAAGACAUACUUGUCUAGCAGGAAGGACCUACUUUUGGCAGAUACUCUAGAAGAUGAUACUCCUUUCCCUAAGCAAUCGGUUCUCCACAUCCUGCGUGUGAUGCACAUAAUUUUAGAAAAUUGUCACAACAAAAGUUCCUUCGAUGGUUUAGAGCAUUUCAAGCUCUUGCUUGCGUCAACAGACCCUGAUAUUCUCAUUGGAACCUUGGAGACUCUUUCAGCAUUAGUGAAAAUAAAUCCCUCAAAACUUCAUGCAAGUGGGAAGCUGGUAGGAUGUGGUUCAAUAAACAGUUGUCUUUUGUCAUUAGCACAAGGAUGGGGAAGCAAGGAAGAGGGUUUGGGACUGUAUUCAUGUGUUAUGUUAAAUGAAAGAACCCAAGAUGAAGGUCUAAGCUUGUUCCCAUCAGAUGUACAAACUGAAAGUGACAAUUCUCAGAACCGUGUGGGUUCUACCCUCUACUUUGAGUUGCAUGGUACAAAUAMCCCAAGUACAGGUGAUSGUGGUGACAUGAUCACUUCUACCAGCACGAGCAUUAUUCACAUUCCUAAUCUUCACUUGCAUAAGGAGGAUGACAUAUCUUUGAUGAAGAUGUUGAUUGAGCAGUACAUCAUACCUCCUGAGCAUAGGUUCUCGUUGCUGAGUAGGGUUAGAUAUGCUCAUGCCUUCCGMUCUUCUAGAAUAUGCAGGCUGUACAGCAAGAUAUGCCUUCUUGCCUUCAUCGUCCUUGUUCAAUCAAGUGAUUCUCAUGAUGAACUGGUGUCUUUUUUUGCUAAUGAGCCAGAAUAUACAAACGAGUUAAUAAGACUAGUGAAAUCUGAAGACACUAUACCUGGAACAAUUCGUACACUUGCAAUGCAUGCUCUUGGAUCCCAGCUAGCGGCAUAUUCAUCAUCUCAUGAGAGGGCACGCAUUUUGAGUGGGUCAAGCAUCAGCUUUGCUGGGGGGAAUCGCAUGAUYCUCCUUAAUGUGCUGCAAAGGGCGAUUUCUUCUUUAAAUAACUCCAGCGACCCAUCAUCUAUUGCUUUUGUUGAAGCACUUCUCCAGUUCUAUUUGCUUCAUGUGAUAUCCACRUCAAGUUCUGGGAGUGUUAUACGGGGAUCGGGAAUGGUCCCAACAUUUUUACCUCUUUUAGAGGACUCAGAUCCUUCACAYAUGCAUCUUGUCUGUUUAGCAGUGAAGACUCUGCAAAAGCUGAUGGACUACAGCAAUUCAGCCGUCACUCUCUUUAAAGACUUGGGAGGAGUAGAGCUUUUAACUAACAGACUGCAGAUAGAAGUAGUUAGGGUGAUUGGUUCAGAAAUAGGAGAUGAUAGUUCAAUGAGCAUUGGGGAGUCCUCAAGCACUAAUGUUGAUUGGCUUUAUUCACAGAAGCGGCUCAUCAGGGUUUUGUUGAAGGCACUUGGUUCUGCUACUUAUGCUCCAGCAAAUUCAACAAGACCUCAGGGUGCUCAUGAUGUUUCUUUGCCUGCCACUCUCUCAAUGAUCUUUGAGAAUGUGGAUAAGUUUGGAGGUGAUAUAUAUUCUGCAGCUGUUACUGUUAUGAGUGAAAUGAUUCAUAAAGACCCCACUUGUUAUGGUGUGUUGGAGGAAUUGGGUCUUCCUGAUGCGUUUCUAGAGUCGGUGAAAGCUGGAAUUCUGCCUUCUUCGAAAGCUCUUACAUGUGUUCCUAAUGGUAUUGGGGCUAUUUGUCUCAACACCAAGGGCCUAGAGGCAGUCAGAGAAGGUUCAGCUUUAAGGUUUCUGGUUGAUAUUUUCACUGCUAAGAAAUAUGUACUUGCAAUGAAUGAUGGAAUUGUGCCUUUGGCAAAUGCUGUUGAGGAGCUUUUGCGUCAUGUCUCUCCAUUGAGAGGUACUGGUGUAGAUAUGAUUAUUGAGAUCGUUAAUAAAAUCGCUUCAAUAGAGGACUGCAAGGGUAGAGGACAAUUGGGAAAAGUUAAUGAGAGCAAUGCUAUGGAUAUGGACAUCGAAGACAAGGAAAAUGUAGGUCMAUGUCUAGUUGUUGCCUCAGAUUCAGCCUCAGAAGGAAUUGGUGAUGAACAGUUUAUCCAGUUAUGCAUCUUUCAUGUGAUGGUGUUAGUACACCGAACAAUGGAGAAUGCUGAAACAUGCCGAUUGUUUGUUGAGAAGGUAGGAAUUGAAGCAUUGCURAAGCUUUUGUUACGACCAAGUAUAACCCAGUCAUCAGAAGGGAUGUCCAUUGCUCUGCAUAGCACCAUGGUUUUUAAGAGUUUCACUCAACAUCACUCUGCUCCUUUAGCACGUGCUUUCUGUUCUGCUCUCCGGGAUUAUCUGAAGACAACUUUGAUGGGAUUCAGUGCUCUUUCGGGAUCCUUUCUGCUAGAUCCCAGAGUUACUCCUGAUGCUGGAGUUUUUCCCUCACUUUUCCUUGUUGAAUUUCUUUUGUUUCUUGCUGCCUCGAAAGAUAAUCGAUGGGUUACCGCAUUGCUUCAAGAAUUUGGAAAUGAUAGCAAGGAUGUYCUGGAGGAUAUUGGGCGCACUCAUCGUGAGAUUUUAUGGCAGAUUGCACUAGUUGAAGAUGCCAAGUUUGAAAUUGAGGAUGGCAGUGCUGGUUCUGCURACGGAUCACGACACUUGGAGUCUAAUACUUCAGAAUYUGARGAGCAAAGRUUCAAUUCYUUUAGGCAAUUUCUUGAUCCUAUACCUAGGAGAAGGAUGUCAGGAUGGAGUUUUGAGUCRCAGUUUUUUGAUCUAAUUACUCUAUAUCGCGAUCUCACUCAUGCYUCUGGUCUUUCGCAACGACARAGCACKGAUGGUCCUUCAGCCCUACAUCUUGGAGGCAGUCACCAAUCACAACCAUCUGGGUCUUCAGAUGCUGCAGGUGCCAGURGUCCRAAGGAAGCUGACAAGCAAAGAUCAUAUUAUUCUUCUUGUUGUGAUAUGAUGCGGUCACUCUCUUUGCACAUUAUGCAUUUGUUUCAAGAGCUAGGGAAGGUGAUGUUGCUUCCUUCUCGAAGACGGGAUGACAUGGUGACAGUUACCCCURCUUCAAGAUYAGUGGCUUCUACAUUUGCUUCCAUCACUUUGGAUCAUAUGAACUUUGAAGGUCAUGUAAAGCCUUCUGGAUCAGUGGCAUCCUGGUCACCCAAGUGUCGCUACCUGGGUAAGGUUAUAGAUUUUAUUGAUGGCAUUCUACUGGAAAAGCCUGACASUUGUAACCCUGUCCUGUUGAAUUGUUUGUAUGGUCGUGGUGUACUUCAGUCAGUUUUGACUACGUUUGAGGCUACUAGUGA
Molecule: messenger RNA, 3760 nt
Organism: Cynara cardunculus var. scolymus (artichoke)
Lineage: Eukaryota; Viridiplantae; Streptophyta; Magnoliopsida; Asterales; Asteraceae
Product: E3 ubiquitin-protein ligase UPL1-like
Exons: 5
Biological process (GO): proteasome-mediated ubiquitin-dependent protein catabolic process; positive regulation of protein catabolic process; protein polyubiquitination
Source: RefSeq, a predicted model, not a curated record